AGAUCCAAAGACCUUGCUUGCAAUGCCUGGAGUAAUGGUUGGAGAUAUUGGAAAGAAGCUGGGAUUAAAUGGAAUAGACAAUGGAUUUGCAAUGUUCCACAAUGUUAGAAUACCACGAGAAAAUCUACUGAAUAGAACUGGAGAUGUGACACCUGAAGGAACUUAUACAACUUCGUUCAAGAACUCUAAUGAUCGAUUUGGUGCUUCACUUGGAGCAUUAUCUUCUGGUAGAGUUUCAAUCACAGGGAUUGCAACCACAAAUCUUAAGCUGUGCUUGACAAUUGGCAUUCGGUAUUCUGCAGUACGUCGUCAGUUUGGACCAACAGAUCAUGAUGAAAUACCACUGCUUGAAUAUCAAUUGCAGCAAUGGCGACUUAUUCCUUAUGUGGCAGCCACCUAUGCGCUAGACCACUUUUUCAAGUCACUAUUCAUGAAUUCUGUUGAAUAUCAAAAGGGAAUAUUGAUGAAGGACAAGAGUGACAGACAGGCAGAGCUUGGUAAAGAAAUUCAUGCAUUGUCUAGUGCAAGUAAAUCACUUUGUUCAUGGACCGCUCAAUUUGGCAUUCAAGAGGUCCGUGAAGCUUGUGGUGGUCACGGAUAUCUUGCUGGUAAGUGCUACUAUCAGUAAUAGAGUCUCAGAAUU
Messenger RNA from Rhincodon typus (whale shark), 643 nucleotides. RefSeq names its product peroxisomal acyl-coenzyme A oxidase 3-like. Lineage: Eukaryota; Metazoa; Chordata; Chondrichthyes; Orectolobiformes; Rhincodontidae. The coding region runs from base 23 to 628 and encodes 201 amino acids. Gene Ontology annotation, cellular component: peroxisome. The transcript has 5 exons. The record is from RefSeq and is a predicted model, not a curated record. Gene Ontology annotation, biological process: lipid homeostasis; fatty acid beta-oxidation using acyl-CoA oxidase. Gene Ontology annotation, molecular function: pristanoyl-CoA oxidase activity; FAD binding; fatty acid binding.